UGUCAUAAAUUUGAGAAAAAUGGUGUAACAGUCACGGCGUGGGAUAGCCCUGGAUUUGAGGAUUAUUUAGGCAACGAAGAAGAGUACAGGAAGAAAUUAAGAGAGAAAUGCAGUGAAGUAGAUCUGGUAUUGUAUUGUAUAUCAUUGAUGGAUACUCGUGAGGUAAAUCUGAAGGGCGAGAACUCGUCCCUAAACCAAAUUACCAAAGCUUUCACAGGUGAUGUGUGGGACAAGAGUGUGAUUGUUCUCACAUAUGCGAAUAUGUUAGAAGAGCGAUUCAAAAUUGACGGGAAGAACGUAGAAGCUGCUUUCGCACAACAGAUUGAUAUGUGGAAGGAAAAGGUCCAAGAUGCUCUUAGACAUGCAGGUGUGGAUGAAGUGAUAGUCAAGCAAAUUCAAGUAGCUGCCGCAGGCCACCCCAGCAGAAAACAUCUUCCUGGACGCCAGUUUUGGUUGUCAUUUCUUUGGAUUGUAUUGCUUGCUGCUGUGAAGAAUGAACAUGCCAAGCUAGCGCUACAAAAAGCAAACGAAGACAGAUUUGUGCCAGAAAAAGACGGUGAAAACAGUUCACCCACGUCAUUAGUUGUGACAAAAGACCACGUUGCAAUUUUAGCUGGAAGUGCUGUUGGAAUGGCUGGUGUUGCUAUUGGUGGUACAACUGGUGCUUUGAUCGGUGCUUUGGCAAUUGGAAUUCCAACCUUCGGAGUGGCGGCAGGUUUUGGGCUCGUGUUAGGGCUAGUUAUUGGCGGUGCUGUGGGCGGAGGAGCUGGUACUGGAAUAGGCACCAUCAAGAAAAUUCGAGACAAAAGGAGGAAGAAGAAAGAGGGUCGGUCGGAAAGUGAAAGCAUUUCUGACUCAGGGGAAACAUAAAUGCUUUGAACCCUGAAUCAUACUAGUAUGUAAAUAAUUGUUUAUGGUUUGUAUACUACCGUAUUACUAUAGAAUGUUUUCUUUGCGAAUGA
Messenger RNA from Halichondria panicea, 962 nucleotides. RefSeq lists its product as uncharacterized. The record is from RefSeq and is a predicted model, not a curated record. The coding region runs from base 148 to 870 and encodes 240 amino acids. The transcript has a single exon. NCBI's taxonomy places the organism in Eukaryota, Metazoa, Porifera, Demospongiae, Suberitida, Halichondriidae.